This is a messenger RNA of Lytechinus pictus (painted urchin), 4263 nucleotides long. Its product is annotated as coiled-coil domain-containing protein 42 homolog. The coding region runs from base 190 to 1131 and encodes 313 amino acids. The transcript has 9 exons. NCBI's taxonomy places the organism in Eukaryota, Metazoa, Echinodermata, Echinoidea, Temnopleuroida, Toxopneustidae. The record is from RefSeq and is a predicted model, not a curated record.
ACAGAGAUACGAUCUCCAUCUUUCGCUGAGGAGUUGCUCCCUCUCUCGGCACGUUUACACGUAACCCAGGCAACUUCAAUUACCGUGCACGUUGUGUUUGUUAUGGUGGAAUUUCAUGCAUAUAAACGUCGGCUGUUUCUUAUAAACAUUUAAUUUUCUCAUCAGUUGUAAUUCAGAAUCAAGAAGAAAAUGGCAGUUAGCUUGGAAGAAUAUUUCAGGACGACUUUUGAGGAUAAACUCCUCGUGAAGAUGCCAGAGAGGGAGGAUGACCAUCUUACUCCCGCUACCAGGCUUCUUGAAAAGAGGAGAGAAAUGUCUGAAGUGGAACAAGCACUGGCAGCGCAGAAAGAGGAGUUUCAAAUGAAAAUGGAGAGUCUACAACAGAGAAGGGAAGAGCUUGAAAGAAAGGAAUAUCAACUAAAAGAAUCACUCCUCAAAUUUGAUAAAUUCUUAAAGGAAAAUGAUUCUAAACGGGGGAGAGCAGUAAAGAAGGCACACGAUGAAAGAGACUUAAAGAGGACUAAAGACAAAGAAAUAGGAAGAUUGAUGGAUGAAAAGGGAGAUCUCCAGGGUCAGAAAGACAAACUCCUGCAGCGUCUCAAUAAACAUAAACUCUUCCAUCGAUUCCUGGAAAAAACGCUGGAAUCAGCUGAGGAAUUUCAUGAAAUCCGAGAAGUCAUAGCCAGACAUGAGACUUUAGUUGCAACACACAGAGAUCUUGUGGAGAAAGCAAACCGCACUCAGGAUGCAGUGGAGAAAGAGAAGGCGAGACUGGGAAAGUUCACAGAGGAAAAAAACAAUGAAAUUCUACAUUACAACAAUCAGCUAGCAACAUUACAGACUCAAUUAGAUACGGCUCAAAGUGAAGCAGUCAAAUGGGAAUCGGUCUGGACCCACAUUAAAAACACAGCUGCCAAGAAAACGCUGCUUCUAGGGAGAAUAAAAAUGGCAACCCACAAUUUAUUCCAGCUCGUCAGCAGACAUGCUAAGACAGCAUCACUGGGAACAGAAAACACAUUAGAGCAGCUAACAAAGAUCCAGACAUUUAUCAUGGACCUAACUCAGAUCACGACAGAGAUCAAGAGAGCAGAAGUCGCCGCUACGUCAGGAGCAGUAUCCUCAAACCCAUAAAUUAAAACAAUUCAUUUUUAUUUCUGUACAUAUGUAUAAAGUCUGUUAUAGAUGUUGAUUUAAUGUAUAAAGCUGUACAGUGUAUAAUAUAGCAUUAAGUACAUGUAUUUCAAUAUUUUAUAUCUAUUUAUAUGAUUAUUAUGAUUUAGAGUUUACUUUUUUCACUUAGAUGGGAGUCUCAGGAUUAGUUGUGUAUUUUUUAAGGUCAUAUAAGAUUGCUUACAAUUAUUAUUAUUAUUAUUUCAAUUACAAGUUUGAAACACUACCCUUUAUCCUUCCCCAUCUUCUUUAAGAGAUAUUAUCUUCAGCUGUCCUGAAGAGUGGAUUAUAAUUUGCUAUAAAUCCUAAAUUGUAAAAAAGUGGGAACCGGCAAGGGCACUUAACAUAGUGACUGUUUGUCAUUGAACUGGCUUGAUGAGAAACAUUCAUGUCUCCAUGAAACCUGAAACAAUUUUGCUUUCAAAGAAGGUUUUAUCUUCCCCUUUGUUUUAUCAGGACAUCUGAUCAAUUUUAGAAAAAAAAAUAUGGUUACAAAAUUCAUUAUAUGCUAUUGUAUGCUAUGUCCAUCAUGAGUAUUUAAUUUUUCUUUUCACUGCCCCCCAACCAUUAAGAUAUGGUUCAGUUGUUGUUGUUUUUUUUCAGCGACAACGAUGAGCUAGGCUAUAUUAGUAUGUUUAUGCAAAACCCUUUCUUGCCAUUUUGUUUCUUCAACAUUUCAGAACCAUAUGGUUCAAAUUUUGAUUGAUUGAAUGCACUUAGAUUCACUUAGAUUCUACAGUAUGUAUGAUGCUUCAAUUAAAUGUAGAAUACCACUGAAAGUAUACAGCCAUGUUUAGAUCACUUCAAGAAAACCCACCUUGAUUCAAAUAUGCCUCUAAAUUUUAGUCUUCCCUAUUAUUCAAAGGUACUUGUUCCUUUGGAGGAGCAUUUUCAUUUAAAUAUAUUAAUGUUCCAAAUCAUUAAAAAGUAAAUUAUCAUAAUCAAGUCAGUGAACGGUACUAUAUUAUUAGAUUUGCAUCACUGAAUUUCCUAUGUGAUUUGUAUUGAAGGACAUUUGCCAUUUCUGUAAAUAACAAGAAGAGUCUUUUUAUGUAAAACAUGCUUUUAUUGAUAGUCUAAAAUGAUGUGAUAUGACAUGGAAUUUGCUAAUUGCUAGCUUAUAAUGUAGUAACAAUGCUGAUAUUAAUGCUCAGUUCCCUUGUCCAGUAAUUUUGAACUCAUUUAAUGGAUUCAUUUGAACGCAUGAGUAGGAUGGUUUUCUUCUCUAUUUAUUUAAGUAUCUUGAGCAAAUUCAGAGUUAUUAGAAUUUAUAUUCAUCAUUUUCAGAAUCUGUUUUAGUUUAACAUUGAACCCUACUGUGUAGAUGACAUACAAACCGAUAUAUUCUUCCUGAAAGCCCUUUGCCCCACCCUUAUCAUGUAACUUGUCAUCAAUUUUACAGGUAAAGUGAAAAGCCAACGUAGAUAGGGGCAUUAGAAUUGCUGAUAGAAAGUUAUUUUAGAAAUGUACUUGGCAAUUUUUGUUAAAUGAAAACAUGUUUCAUACACUUUCUGUUUGGUAUCAAAUACCAGAUAUCAGUGACAAAUUUGCUUUUAACCAAUCAUAUUAUUGUACCAUUUCCAUGUUUUAUAGCAGAAGCUUGUCAUCCACUCCUGAUAGUGAGAUUUAUCGACCAGAACCUAAGAAUUUUAAAUCUUAACCUGGUUGGGGAUUUUGGUUGGGGAUUGGUGGGGAUUUUUUACCUGAUUGCUAAGAAAGCAUGAAUGCUUGUAAGCAAGCAACCAGAGGACCGACGGCUUAAGGUCCUCUACGAAGGACCUGGUAAUGAGGAUUAAUGCCUUACCAAAGGGCACUAGCGCACCAAGUGGGAAUCGAACCCGGGUCACCGGAAUACGAAUCCCCCGCUCUACCGACUGAGCUAUCGCGCCUCCUUGCAAGUGUCAAAUUAUUGUCAGACAUUGGUAUAAUAUGUAGAUGUGUAAAGGAUUUUAUGCUCUAGGUUAUCAUGCAAUAUUCAUCACCACCCCUUCAGUCUCUAUCUCUGUUUGUCUUGCUCUAUCUUUCUUUGUCUAUCUGUGUCCUUUUCUGCCUCUGUCUGUCUGUCUGUCUGUAUUCUCUCUUGGUCUUUGCCCCUUCCCUCUCCUCUCUUUGUAUCUGCCUUUUUGUCUUUUCCUGCAUUCCUCUGUAUCCUUCCUUUUCUCUGUCUGUCUGUCUCUCUGUAUGUCUCUCUCUCUCCCCCUCCCCUCUGUCACUCACGCGGAUGUAAUGCUAAUUAAUUUAUUACUCCACUGUUACUCUAGUGCAUUCUACAUCAUGCAUGUAUUUUUAUCUGUGUUGCUAUUGCAAUCCUGAUCGUCUCUGUUAUUGUUUUUCCUUCACCCUUCUUCAUUCUCUCUGCAUCAUCCUCUAUUUCAGCAUCACGAUGGCUUAACCCUCAUUCCACUAUCUCAAUACUUCUAAAACUGUGGCUUAUAUUCUUACAGAUGUAGCUCUUCUGUUGGAGGGGGGGGGGGGAUUUUGGAAGUUUUGCAUUCUCGUUUCAUAAUGGUGAUUGUGCGCCUUGGAAUAUAUUAUGUUUAGAUGGACAGGACUAUACAAAUGCCUUUUUGAAAUUAUUGUUUAUGUAUGAGGUCAAGUUAUUAUUUGCCAGAUCGAUUGUGGUACUACAUGAAUGUUAUUUGCAUGGUUGCCAUUAUAAUUAUGUUUAUUACUACUAUCUAGAUUAAGAUGGAAAAAAAAUGUGUGAUAAAAAUGUUAAAGAUGGCCAGGGGUGGAUAAGAAGUGAAAUGGAAAACAUUUGCAUAUCCGUUUGAAAGAUAAACAAGAUGAAGCCUACCAAAUGACAAAGAAAUUUGUUUUAUGUGUUUAUAGAUAUUCAUAUUUGAAAUUAAUUUUUUUUUUUGUAAAAUGGAGUGCCAUGAUAUUUUCAGACUAAUGGUGACUGGAUUAAAUGAUUAUUCUUGAAUUGUAUGAGCCGUCCACUGUUUACAAUCAGAAAUGCAUCUUACCAAUGUUAUACCAAAGUGUAGACAAGGAAAUAGAAACUAUAUCCAUGUGUAAUCAGAAAUGUAUGUAGCAGUGAAAAUGAUCAUUGAUAAAAUCUUCAAUAAAUAUCUUUGAUACAAUUGUCAA